Thermothielavioides terrestris NRRL 8126 is the source of this 486-nucleotide messenger RNA. RefSeq lists its product as uncharacterized. Bases 1 to 486 code for a protein of 161 amino acids. The record is from RefSeq and is a predicted model, not a curated record. Lineage: Eukaryota; Fungi; Ascomycota; Sordariomycetes; Sordariales; Chaetomiaceae. The transcript has a single exon.
AUGCGGCUCAACCUCUCUGCCGCCGCACUUAUCGGUCUCGCUCACUCCGUGGUAGCAGCCGGUUCUCCCAAACCGUGGGAGAUCUCGUACCUCACCACGUUUUCACCCCCAGGUCGGCCCGGCAGUUCGCUGUACAGCGUCAUCAACAUCACCAUCGCGGACCCCAACGACAGCACGGUGUCGCCGACGAACUGCAUUGGCAAGUGGACGUAUGACACGGUGCCAUACAACAUAACCAACGCUUGCUCCGAGGUCCCUGGGGGGAAAUGGACCUUUGAGAUGCUCGAAUCCAACUCCACAAGCGCAUCGCCAACCACGGACUUCAAGCUGCGAUUCGAGCUCGACAAGCAGCACUCGCAAUUCGUCGGCACAGCCAGUUUUGCGGUCGGGGAUAACCUGAGCGGGCUGUGUUCGGCGGGUGGGAUUUGUGCCUUCGAGCUGAAAGAAGAGGACACGCCGUUCCCCGUGUAUCAAGUUCGGGUUUGA